Molecule: messenger RNA, 1326 nt
Organism: Vanderwaltozyma polyspora DSM 70294
Lineage: Eukaryota; Fungi; Ascomycota; Saccharomycetes; Saccharomycetales; Saccharomycetaceae
Exons: 1
Coding region: 1-1326 (441 amino acids)
Source: RefSeq, a predicted model, not a curated record
AUGGUAGUAUACGAUACAAAUACAAGUGCUCAGCGAGUUGGUUUUCCACAUACAGGUUCGAAAGAGCAGAUGUAUAAUUAUCCAGAUGAAUCCAAUAUCCAUUUAAAGGUCAAUUAUCCAAAUAAAAAUCGACAAAGGGGAAAAGUACAGGAACAACUCAAGACAGAGCCAAUUUCAACUAUAACCAACACAACAGAUGAAAAGAUGAUCCCUAUUUUACCUGUUUUACCUCCCCAAACACAUUUUGGUGGGAAAAAGCUUAUUCCUAAAAACAAACACCCACGUUAUGAAAGGAAAUCAUUAGACAAUGUAUUAUGUGAACAAGUUGCUAAAGAGAAGAUAGCUGGCCAGCAUGUACUGCAAAAAUCAGAUCUUCAAAGACUAGAAAUUAAACAAAAUAAUUUUAAUAAUAUUCCAAAAUUAAGCCAUAGAAAGGAUGUCUCUUCAAUAGAUUCAGGUAAUAUUGCUAGUGAAAGUGGAUCUUCGAAUUAUUAUUACAUCCAUAAGGAAUUAGAAAAUGCAGAAAGAGCAGUACAUAGACCACCAUCUCCAGAAUUAAUUUCAAGAUCUCUGAAUCUCAAUGUUAAAAAGGACCUUACAUCAAAUGAUAAAUGGGUUGAUGAUAUGUCUGUUAGUUCUUCCUCCCCAGUAUUGCUGCAAACAACUAAUAUUAAAGUCAAAAAAGGUAUUGAUCCUUUGCAUAUUGAAUCCUCAAAUAUCACACCUCUUGUUCCACCAAGAAGUAGACAUAGACCAAUAAGUAUUACAGGAAUCAAGAAAGAAUUGGAUGAAAUAGAGAACCAACUACUUGAAGAAAUAAAUGAAUUAAGUAAUCCAUCUGAAACAGUUUCUCUAAAUGAUGAAGAGAUAAAUGAAACCGGCAAAACUCAGUCCAAAAAUGAACAUAAACUAAAUAUACCAAACCAUCAUAACAAAUCAGAUUAUAGGACAACUAUUAAUAAGAAACUUCCAAAUAAUGGUAAACCUGAGAAUAAUAAUAAUAAUGAUAAUGAGGAAGUGAUGGAAGCUAUAAAGCUAAAGGGAGAAAAAGAUGAAUUUAUGAAGAAUGCUGCAUUAUUCCAAUCUCAAAAUAUAUUACCUUCAUUAGACAUUGAUACACUUACUAGUUUAGUUAACUUUGAAAACGUAAGCCCGGUUGGUACAGAAUUCGAAGAAAUUGGAAUGGAUAAAGAGGAAAAUCGUAUAUUACAAACAUUAAUAGAGGCUUUAUCAAAAUUAACAGGAGAUAUGAUGUUAAAUCCUAAACUAUAUAAUGAAAGUGUUAAUCGAAUCAAAAAAGCCACCAAAACACUGGACGGUUUUUAA